Molecule: messenger RNA, 174 nt
Organism: Uncinocarpus reesii 1704
Lineage: Eukaryota; Fungi; Ascomycota; Eurotiomycetes; Onygenales; Onygenaceae
Exons: 1
Coding region: 1-174 (57 amino acids)
Source: RefSeq, a predicted model, not a curated record
AUGCGCAACUCGAUGCUCACGGCCGGACAGGAGCCCGCCAACAUCGCGUAUCACUUUGAGACGCGCGUCGGCAAGCGCCGAUGGCUGGAGCGCGGGAAGCGGGACAAGUCUGGCUCUCCGGCGGCGGUUGAGACUUCGAGCUCUGCGCGAAAUGCAGAGGAAGUCGAAGGCUAG